GAUGGAUUACGCGACUCGCCUGCCUUGCAGCUUGGUUUGCAGCUUGGCCUCAACCACCUUCAGCUCAGUUCCUUGGAGCUCCGACUUUCGCCAUCCCAACUCCAACACAUCUCCCGAAGGUUCUGCAACAGCACUUUGCCAAAAUAAAUAAAGGCCACUUUCCUGGUGAUACAACCCUCGCAACAAGACAUUUGUAUCCAGCCUUGCUGCAAUCCACACCAGCAGCACUAUGUCUACACUCGAGGAGCUCGACGAUCUCGAUCGCCGGGAUCGUGACGACAAGAAGAAGGACGCAGGAGAUGAUAAGGACAAAGACAAGAAGCCCUCAGGUGAUGGUGAUGCUGAGAUGCAGGAUGCCGAGCCCGACGAGGACGAUGUCUUGGACGAGGAGAUUCUAGGCCUGAGCACCCAGGAUAUCCUCACACGCCGACGCCUGCUCGAGAACGACUCCAGAAUCAUGAAGAGCGAGUUCCAGCGGUUGUCACACGAGAAAGCAGCCAUGGGAGAGAAGAUCAAGGAGAACAUGGAGAAGAUUGCCAACAACCGUCAACUUCCUUACCUCGUCGGUAACGUUGUCGAGCUUCUAGAUCUGGAUCCCACAGCCGAGUCAUCAGAAGAGGGUGCAAACAUAGACUUGGAUGCGACCAGAGUGGGCAAAUCCGCCGUCAUCAAGACCUCGACCCGACAAACCAUCUUCCUCCCUCUCAUCGGCCUCGUCGACCCCAACACCCUCAAGCCAGGUGACCUAAUCGGUGUUAAUAAGGACUCAUACCUCAUCCUCGAUACCCUGCCGGCUGAAUAUGAUAGCCGUGUGAAGGCCAUGGAGGUUGAUGAGAAGCCAACUGAGAAGUACAGUGACGUUGGUGGGUUAGAUAAGCAAAUAGAGGAGCUCGUGGAAGCCAUCGUGUGGCCCAUGAAGGAGGCAGAGCGGUUCAAGAAGAUUGGUAUCAAGGCUCCCAAGGGUGCCCUGAUGUACGGACCGCCCGGAACCGGCAAGACACUUCUCGCCCGAGCUUGCGCAGCGCAGACGGAUGCCACCUUCCUCAAGCUAGCCGGCCCCCAACUUGUCCAAAUGUUUAUCGGAGAUGGCGCCAAGUUGGUUCGCGACUGCUUCGCACUGGCCAAGGAGAAGGCUCCCUCCAUCAUCUUCAUCGACGAGUUGGAUGCUGUUGGCACGAAGCGGUUCGACAGCGAGAAGAGCGGCGAUCGUGAGGUGCAGCGGACCAUGUUGGAGCUGCUGAACCAGCUUGAUGGUUUCGCGUCCGAUGACCGGAUCAAGGUCUUGGCCGCAACGAAUCGAGUCGAUGUCCUUGACCCUGCGCUCCUCCGGUCCGGCCGUCUAGACCGAAAGAUUGAGUUCCCUCUACCAAACGAGGAGGCUCGUGCGCAGAUCCUCAAGAUCCACUCCCGGAAGAUGAAGGUCGAUCCGAACGUCAACUGGGGCGAACUGGCUCGCAGCACUGACGAGUUCGGCGGUGCCAUGCUCAAGGCCGUAUGCGUUGAGGCGGGCAUGAUCGCCCUCAGGAUGGGCAAGAACAAGAUCAGCCAUGAGCAUUACGUCGACGCCAUCGCCGAGGUCCAGGCGAAGAAGAAGGAUACCGUCAACUUCUACGCGUAAUCGGAUGGCUUGGAAAUGGAGAUGGCGAUUGGGUCCGUUGCAUGUUGGCUUUAUCAGGCGAGGAAAGAGGAGAUGUAACAUUAUCAGGUGCCUAGAUAGGCCAACUAUACUACCGACCUCUUUCAAGUAGGCAUGGC
Phialemonium atrogriseum is the source of this 1755-nucleotide messenger RNA. Its product is annotated as 26S proteasome regulatory subunit 6A. Gene Ontology annotation, biological process: proteasome-mediated ubiquitin-dependent protein catabolic process. The transcript is spliced from 4 exons. Gene Ontology annotation, cellular component: proteasome regulatory particle, base subcomplex. Gene Ontology annotation, molecular function: proteasome-activating activity; ATP binding; ATP hydrolysis activity. The coding region runs from base 230 to 1618 and encodes 462 amino acids. NCBI's taxonomy places the organism in Eukaryota, Fungi, Ascomycota, Sordariomycetes, Cephalothecales, Cephalothecaceae. The record is from RefSeq and is a predicted model, not a curated record.